UUAAUUUAUUUUGGAAAGUCCCAUUUGGUCGUUGCCGCAACCAAACCCUUUUCCCUCGAAACUACUCCAUACCUGUGCAUGUCCAAAGCUCAAUCUGUUCCUCCUCUCACAAAUGGCUCUCACUCCACGCCCUCAACUCCUCCAUUUCCAUCUCCGAUCUCCGGCGAAUCCCACUCCGGCACCCGCCUCCCUCUUCCUUUCUUUUCCGAUUUCGCCGCCGUCGCUGUCGAAGAAUGACUUUCUUUCUGCUUUUUCUCCGGUUACUGUGAAGCUCUCGUUGAGAACCAAGUGCCUUAGAUCGGCCACCGAGGAGGACCGCUUGAGCGAGUCGGAGACUCUGUCGGAUGAUGAAGCCGCUGAUAAUGGCGAUGCUAAGAUCCAACACCUCGACAACUCCACGACGGCUGCUGCUGCUGCUGCUAGUUCUUCUUCUUCUGCUGCUUCUACUGGUUCGAUGAGGGUUGCCACGACGUCGUCGUCGUCGUACGGUGAUUCUCUGUCUCUUGGGAUUCGUGAGCCUGUCUACGAGGUGGUAGAGGUGAAGUCAGAUGGGGUGGUAUCUACUAGAAAAAUUAACAGACGCCAGUUACUCAAGUCAAGUGGUCUUCGUCCGCGUGAUGUAAGGAGUGUUGACCCAUCAUUGUUUUUGACCAACUCCAUGCCUUCUUUGCUGGUCCGUGAGCAUGCUAUUCUUCUAAAUCUAGGAUCGUUACGAGCCAUAGCAAUGCAAGAACGUGUUCUUAUAUUUGACUACAACCGUAAAGGAGGGAAAGCUUUUAUAGAUACAUUGUUGCCUCGACUCAACCCUAAGAAUGCCAAUGGAGGACCAUCUAUGCCAUUUGAGCUUGAGGUUGUUGAAGCUGCACUGCUUUCAAGAAUACAGCGCUUAGAGCGGAGACUAAUGGAUUUAGAACCUCGUGUUGUUGCGCUCCUUGAGGUUUUACCAAACCGAUUAACAGCUGACAUAUUGGAACAACUUCGCACAAGCAAGCAAACCUUGGUUGAACUGGAUUCAAGGGCUGGGGCUCUCAAACAAAUGCUGCUUGAUCUUCUGGAAGAUCCCUAUGAAAUACGUCGUAUAUGUAUCAUGGGGCGAAACUGCAUAAUUAGGAGGGGAAGUGAUGAUGUGGAAUGCUCUGUUUCCUUGGAAAAGCAGAUUGCCGAGGAGGAGGAAGAAGAAAUUGAAAUGCUUCUGGAAAACUAUCUUCAAAGAUGCGAAUCUUGUCAUGGUCAGGCUGAAAGGCUUCUUGAUUCUGCCAAGGAAAUGGAAGAUUCUAUUGCUGUCAAUUUGAGCUCCCGGAGACUUGAGGUUAGCAGAGUGGAAUUGCUCCUUCAGGUUGGGACAUUUUGUGUGGGAGUUGGUGCUCUAGUUGCAGGUAUAUUUGGCAUGAACUUGAGAUCCUAUCUUGAAGAGCAUGUGCUUGCAUUUUGGCUAACGACAGCUGGGAUAAUUUUUGGUGCUGUUGUGGCAUUUUUCCUUAUGUAUUCGUAUCUCAGGACAAGGAAAAUUCUGUAAAGAUAUAGGUGAUAUCAAAAUUGAAGGACAUCCAGCUCCCAGCUAAUUGGUAAAAUAUACCACACAACCAUAAAGUGAUCGUUUCAAAACUGUUUUCUUGAUGACUUGUAUGGAUAAGCUGCAUGAACACUAGAGAAAGACAAGAAGUUGCGUUCCCAGCUAACGACUAUAGUUAAGUAUAGGCCUCCACUCUCUUAUAAUUAAGGUUCGGAAUGUGAAACCAUUGAGUGGAGACUUAGUAUAUGCAUCGAGGAAAGCUGUGCCCUGCUAAGUCAACCGUGCUGAUGAGAAUUUGAAAAGACCAAUUUUAUUCUUUACAAAGAAAAUUGUUUUCUCCGACUGCAAUGGAACAUCAUUGUUAAGCCAGUGUAAGGAACUAUCAACAAUAAGAAUUGAAUCGGCUGUUACGUA
Ziziphus jujuba (common jujube) is the source of this 1927-nucleotide messenger RNA. Its product is annotated as magnesium transporter MRS2-11, chloroplastic. Gene Ontology annotation, molecular function: magnesium ion transmembrane transporter activity. Bases 113 to 1516 code for a protein of 467 amino acids. Gene Ontology annotation, biological process: magnesium ion transport; transmembrane transport. NCBI's taxonomy places the organism in Eukaryota, Viridiplantae, Streptophyta, Magnoliopsida, Rosales, Rhamnaceae. The transcript is spliced from 14 exons. Gene Ontology annotation, cellular component: membrane. The record is from RefSeq and is a predicted model, not a curated record.